Molecule: messenger RNA, 957 nt
Organism: Saccoglossus kowalevskii
Lineage: Eukaryota; Metazoa; Hemichordata; Enteropneusta; Harrimaniidae
Product: GLIPR1-like protein 1-like
Source: RefSeq, a predicted model, not a curated record
AUGGGGAUGGUUCUUCUACUGUUUGUACUACUGGCGGGAACCCAUGUAAUCUGCAGCCAACCGAUAAGAACGACAAAAUCGAACUUAUCGUUCAGAGUGGAAGAUUUCGGCGGUGUCCAUUUUCCACGUCAAAAACGUGCGACAUCACUGGACUCUUCGCAAAUGAGCACACUCCUCGACGCACAUAAUAGUCUGCGAGGUACUUUGGAUCCGCCAGGAGCUAAUGUCAAAUUUUUGGAUUGGGAUGACAACUUGGCAACCAUGGCACAGGAUUGGUCAGAUACCUGUAACUGGUUCCAUGGCAACCACGAUGAUAUAUCGGGUUUCAGUUGGGUUGGUCAGAAUCUAUGGAUGGCGGGACCCUACGCUAGUGAUGCGACAUUUGACCUCGCCACAGCAGUUACUGACUGGUACAACGAAGUUGAUUACUACAAUUAUGAUGAGAACACGUGUUCGUCAGUGUGUGGCCAUUACACUCAGGUGGUGUGGGCCUCUUCGUAUGCCGUUGGGUGUGGUUUGACGCAUUGUCCGGCUGUGAACCAGAGUCACUUUACUGACUCAUUCAUUCUCACCUGUAACUAUGGACCAGGAGGUAACCUCAUAGGCGAGAGACCAUAUGCAACCGGCAGCCCAUGUACACUGUGUGAAACCGGAAGUGGAGAAUGCUAUGAAAACAAAUGCAGACCGUGUUCAGAACACAACGAGGCAUGUGCUACCACGACAUCGCCUCAGAGAGAAACAACUUCUGCAAAUGGCGGAAGCAGUCAUCAAAGAGUAACGAGUGGUAUUGAUGAAGAGGACUGUGAAGAAGAGCUGAGUUGUGAAAAUGGCGGCAACUUUGUUGCAUCUAACUGUAAUUGUGACUGUACCAAUGACUAUCAAGGUGACAGAUGUCAACAUGAAAAGAGACAAGCACAAUAUGGCGUUUUAUUGAAGAUAGCUGGCAGCAUCACUAAA